This is a messenger RNA of Polyodon spathula (Mississippi paddlefish), 11058 nucleotides long. Its product is annotated as low-density lipoprotein receptor-related protein 1. Lineage: Eukaryota; Metazoa; Chordata; Actinopteri; Acipenseriformes; Polyodontidae. The record is from RefSeq and is a predicted model, not a curated record. The annotation marks the transcript as partial. The transcript is spliced from 71 exons. Gene Ontology annotation, molecular function: protein binding; calcium ion binding.
CUCUCUUCAGAUGUUGAGCAGAUGGCCAUCGAUUGGCUAACGGGAAAUUUCUACUUUGUGGAUGACGUGGAUGACCGAAUAUUUGUGUGCAACAAGAACGGGGACACGUGCGUCACUUUGCUUGACCUGGAACUAUACAAUCCCAAGGGGAUAGCCCUGGAUCCAGCAAUGGGGAAGGUGUUCUUCACCGACUAUGGUCAGAUCCCCAAAGUGGAGCGCUGCGACAUGGACGGACAGAACCGAACCAAGCUGGUGGACAGCAAGAUCGUGUUCCCACACGGCAUCACGCUGGACCUGGUCAACCGGCUGGUCUACUGGGCCGACGCCUACCUGGACUACAUCGAGGUGGUGGACUAUGAGGGCAAGAACCGGCACACCAUUAUCCAGGGGCUACUGAUUGAACACCUGUAUGGGCUGACUGUCUUUGAGAACUACCUGUACGCCACCAACUCGGACAACGCCAACAUGCAGCAGAAGACCAGCGUGAUCCGGGUGAACCGAUUCAACAGCUCGGAUUACCAGGUGGUGACCCGCGUGGACAAGGGGGGUGCCCUGCAUGUGUACCACCAGAGACGCCAGCCAGAGGUGAGAAGCCACGCUUGUGAACCGGACCAGUUUAGCAAGGCGGGCGGCUGCUCUGAUAUCUGUCUGCUGGGGAACAGCCACAAGACCCGGACCUGCCGCUGCAGAUCAGGGUUCAGCCUGGGCAGCGACGGCAAGUCCUGCAAGAAACCCGAGCACGAGCUGUUCCUGGUCUAUGGCAAGGGCCGCCCAGGUAUUAUCCGGGGCAUGGAUAUGAAUGCCAAGGUCCCCGACGAGUACAUGAUCCCCAUUGAGAACCUAGUGAACCCCCGCGCCCUGGACUUCCACGCGGAGACCGGCUUCAUCUUCUUCGCCGACGCCACCAGCUACCUGAUCGGCCGGCAGAAGAUCGACGGCACGGAGAGAGAGACCAUUCUCAAGGACGGGAUCCACACUGUGGAAGGGCUGGCUGUGGACUGGAUGGCUAACAACCUCUACUGGACAGACGAUGGCCCCAAGAAGACCAUCAGCGUGGCUCGACUGGAGAAAGCCUCCCAGACCAGAAAGACCCUGAUUGAGGGCAAAAUGACCCACCCAAGGGCUAUUGUUGUGGAUCCCCUCCAUGGGUGGAUGUACUGGACGGACUGGGAGGAAGACCCCAAAGAGAGCAAGCGUGGGAAGAUUGAGCGUGCUUGGAUGGACGGCUCGAACCGCAAUGUCUUCCUCACGUCCAAGACUGUCCUCUGGCCGAACGGCCUGAGUCUGGACAUCCCUGGCGGAGUCCUGUAUUGGGUGGACGCUUACUAUGACCGCAUCGAGAUGGUCUUUCUCAACAACACGGAGCGCAAGACGGUGUACGAAGGGAACGAGCUGAACCACGCCUUUGGCCUGUGCCACUACAACAACUUCCUGUUCUGGAACGAGUACCGCAGCGGCAGCAUCUACAAGCUGGACCAGAUCACCAAGACCGUCACCCUGCUGCGCAAUGAGCGGCCGCCCAUCUUCGAGAUCCGCAUGUACGACGCCCAGCAGCAGCAAGUAGGUUCCAAUGCCUGCAGAGUGAAUAACGGAGGCUGUAGCAGCCUGUGCCUGGCCAUUCCUGACGGGAGACAGUGUGCCUGUGCCGAGGAUCAGAUACUGGACUCCGACAAUGUCAGCUGCAAAGCAAACCCCUCCUACAUCCCUCCCCCUCAGUGCCAGGCCGGAGAGUUUGCCUGCAAGAAUAACCGCUGUAUCCAGGACCGCUGGAAAUGCGACGGAGACAACGACUGCCUGGACAACAGCGACGAGGCUCCUGAACUCUGCAAUCAGCACACCUGCCCUUCGGACCGCUUCAAAUGCCAUAAUAACAGGUGCAUUCCCAUUCGCUGGCUCUGCGACGGGGACAACGACUGCGGUAAUGACGAGGAUGAGUCCAACACCACCUGUUCAGCUCGGACGUGCCCCCCCAAUCAGUUCUCCUGUGCGAGUGGCCGCUGUAUCCCCAUCUCCUGGACCUGUGAUCUGGACGACGACUGUGGAGACCGGUCGGAUGAGCCUGUAUCCUGUGCGUAUCCCACCUGUUUCCCCCUGACUCAGUUCACCUGCAACAACGGGCGCUGCAUCAACAUUAACUGGCGCUGUGACAACGAUAAUGACUGCGGAGACAACAGCGACGAGGCAGGCUGCAGCCACUCCUGCUCCAGCGCGCAGUUCAAAUGCAACAGCGGCCGCUGCAUCCCGGAGCACUGGACCUGCGACGGGGACAACGACUGUGGCGAUUACAGCGACGAGACGCACGCCAACUGCACCAACCAAGCCACUCGCCCACCCGGGGGCUGCCACACAGACGAGUUCCAGUGCCGCCUGGACGGGCUGUGCAUCCCCAUGCGCUGGCGAUGUGACGGAGACACAGACUGCAUGGACCUGAGCGAUGAGAAGAACUGUGAGGGGGUGACGCACAUCUGCGACCCCAACGUCAAGUUUGGCUGCCGGGACUCCGCGCGCUGCAUCAGCAAGGCCUGGGUGUGCGACGGGGACAGCGACUGCGAGGAUAACUCUGACGAGGAGAGCUGCGAGACCCUGGUGUGCAAGCUGCCCUCCCACUCCUGCGCCAACAACUCGUCCCUGUGCCUGCCGCCCGAGAAGCUGUGCGACGGCACAGAUGACUGUGCCGACGGCUCCGACGAGGGGGAGCUCUGCGACCUGUGUGCUCUUGGGAACGGCGGCUGCAGUCACAACUGCACCGUGGCUCCUGGGGAGGGCAUUGCCUGCUCCUGCCCGCUGGGAAUGGACCUGGCGGCCGACAACAAGACCUGUCAGAUCCAAAGCUUCUGCGCCAAGCACCGCAAAUGCAGCCAGCGGUGUGAGCAGGACAAGCAAAGCGUCAAGUGCUCCUGCUACGAGGGCUGGGUGCUGGAGCCCGACAAGGAGAGCUGCAAGAGUACCGACCCUUUCAAGCCGUUCAUUAUCUUCUCGAACCGCCACGAGAUCCGCCGUAUAGAUCUGCAGAAGGGGGACUUCAGCGUGCUGGUCCCGGGGCUGCGGAACACCAUCGCGCUGGACUUCCAUCUCAACCAGAGUGCCCUCUACUGGACAGACGUGGUGGAGGACAAGAUCUACCGCGGGAAGCUUUCUGACAGUGGUGCUCUGACCAGCUUCGAGGUGGUGAUUCAGUAUGGCUUGGCCACCCCCGAGGGGUUGGCAGUGGACUGGAUCGCUGGGAACAUCUACUGGGUGGAGAGCAACCUGGACCAGAUCGAGGUGGCCAAGCUGGACGGGACCAUGAGGACCACGCUGCUGGCUGGAGAGAUCGAGCACCCCCGGGCCAUCGCGCUCGACCCCCGGCACGGGAUCUUGUUCUGGACAGACUGGGAUGCCAGCCUGCCUCGGAUUGAGGCUGCUUCCAUGAGUGGGCAGGGCCGGCGCACCAUCCACAAGGAGACUGGGAGCGGAGGCUGGCCCAACGGCCUCACUGUCGACUACCUGGAGCAGCGCAUCCUGUGGAUCGAUGCAAGGUCUGAUGCCAUCUACUCUGCCAUGUACGACGGCUCUGGCCUGAUCGAGGUGCUGAGGGGGCAUGAGUACCUGUCGCACCCCUUUGCCGUCACCCUGUACGGGGGGGACGUCUACUGGACAGACUGGAGGACCAACACCCUGGCUAAAGCCAACAAGUGGACCGGGCACAACGUGACGGUCGUGCAGAGAACCAACACACAGCCCUUUGACCUGCAGGUCUACCACCCCUCCAGACAGCCCCAGGCCCCCAAUCCCUGUGCUGCCAAUGGUGGGAAAGGACCCUGCUCUCACCUGUGCCUUAUUAACUUCAACCAGACCUUCUCCUGUGCCUGUCCCCACCUCAUGAAACUGCAGAAGGACAAUAAGACCUGCUACGAGUCUCGGAAGUUCCUGCUGUAUGCUCGUCAGAUUGAGAUCCGCGGAGUGGACAUUGACAACCCCUAUUACAACUACAUCAUCUCCUUCACCGUGCCCGACAUUGACAACGUGACCGUGGUGGACUACGACGCCCUCGAGCACCGCAUCUACUGGUCCGACGUGCGCACGCAGACCAUCAAGAGAGCUUUCAUCAACGGCACCGGCGUGGAAACGAUCAUCUCCGCAGACUUGCCCAAUGCCCAUGGGCUGGCUGUGGACUGGGUGUCUCGGAACCUGUUCUGGACCAGCUACGAUGCCAACAAGAAGCAGAUUAACGUGGCGAGGCUGGACGGCUCCUUCAAGAAUGCUGUGGUCCAGGGACUGGACAAGCCUCACUGCCUGGUGCUGCAUCCCAUCAAGGGUAAACUGUACUGGACAGAUGGAGACAACAUCAGCAUCUCUAACAUGGACGGAACGAACCGCAGUCUCCUCUUCACCAACCAGAAAGGGCCCGUUGGCCUCUCCAUCGACUUUGUCACAAGCCAGCUGUACUGGAUCAGCUCCGGGAACAACACCAUCAACCGCUGCAACCUGGACGGCAGUGGCCUGGAGGUCAUUGAAGCGGUCAAGGGCAAGCUGACCAAAGCCACCGCCCUCGCCAUCAUGGGUGACAAGCUCUGGUGGGCAGACCAGGGGACAGACCAGAUGGGGACGUGUGACAAGAAGACCGGCGCGGACUGGACCGUGCUGCGCAACAGCACCUCGCCCAUGAUGCACAUGAAGGUGUACGAUGAGUCCGUCCAACUGGGUACCAACCCUUGCAGUAGGAACAACGGGGACUGUUCUCAGCUCUGCCUGCCCACCUCGGAGACCACCAGAGCCUGCAAGUGCACUGCCGGGUACAGCCUGAAGACCGGCCAGCAGUCCUGUGAAGGUGUGGGAUCGUUCCUGCUGUACUCUGUUCACGAGGGAAUCCGUGGAAUUCCAUUGGAUCCCUCCGACAAAUCGGAUGCCUUAGUGCCUGUAUCUGGAACCUCACUGGCUGUCGGGAUAGACUUCCACGCGGACAACGAUACCAUUUACUGGGUGGACAUGGGCCUGAGCACCAUCAGCAGAGCCAAGAGGGACCAGACCUGGAGGGAGGACGUGGUGACCAACGGCAUUGGGAGAGUGGAGGGCAUCGCUGUGGACUGGAUUGCAGGAAACAUCUACUGGACAGACCAGGGAUUCGACGUGAUCGAGGUGGCCAGGCUCAAUGGGUCCUUCCGUUAUGUGGUGGUCUCCCAGGGGCUCGACAAGCCUCGGGCCAUCACUGUGCACCCCGAGAAAGGGUACCUGUUCUGGACGGAGUGGGGCCAGUACCCGCGCAUUGAGAGGGCUCGACUCGACGGCUCCCAGAGGGCUGUGCUUGUUAACGUCAGCAUCAGCUGGCCCAAUGGGAUAUCCAUCGAUUACGAGGGCGGCAUGCUGUACUGGUGCGACGCCAGGACUGACAAGAUCGAGAGGAUUAACCUGGAGACCGGAGAGGACAGAGAGACGGUCCUGCAAAGCAACAACAUGGACAUGUUCUCAGUGUCCGUCUUUGAGGGCUACAUCUACUGGAGCGACAGGACCCACGCAAACGGCUCCAUUAAGCGCGGCAACAAGGACAACGCCACAGACUCCGUGUCUUUGAGGACCGGCAUCGGCGUGCAGCUCAAGGACAUCAAAGUGUUCAACAGAGCCAGGCAGAAGGGAACCAACGUCUGCAUGAAGAACAACGGCGACUGCGAGCAGCUGUGCCUGUACCGGGGGAAUGGAGAGCGGACCUGCGCCUGUGCCCACGGCAUGCUGGCCGAGGAUGGCGUCAGCUGCCGGGACUAUGACGGCUACCUGCUGUACUCAGAGCGGACUAUCCUCAAGAGCAUCCACCUGUCGGACGAGAGCAACCUGAACGCGCCCGUCAAGCCCUUCGAGGACCCCAAGCACAUGAAGAAUGUCAUCGCGCUGGCCUUCGACUACCGCGGGGGCGGCGGCAAGGGCGCCAACCGCAUCUUCUUCAGCGACAUCCACUUCGGGAACAUCCAGCAGAUCAACGACGAUGGCACGGACCGCCGGACGGUCGUGGAGAAUGUGGGGUCAGUGGAAGGCCUGGCGUACCACCGGGCCUGGGACACUCUGUACUGGACGAGCUACACCACCUCCACCAUCACCAGGCACACCGUGGACCAGACGCGAACUGGAGCCUUCCACAGGGACACGGUGGUGACCAUGUCCGGAGACGACCACCCUCGAGCCUUCGUCCUGGACGAGUGCCAGAAUCUGAUGUUCUGGACGAACUGGAACGAGCAGAGUCCCAGCAUCAUGCGUGCCACGCUGUCGGGCGGCAACGUGGUGGUGAUCAUCGGCAACGACAUCCGCACCCCGAACGGGCUGGCCAUUGACCACCGCGCAGAGAAGCUCUACUUCUCCGACGCCACCCUGGACAAGAUUGAGCGCUGCGAGUACGAUGGCUCCAACAGAUGCGUGAUCUUGAAGAACGAGCCGGUGCACCCCUUCGGCCUGGCGGUCUACGGGGACUGUAUCUUUUGGACGGACUGGGUGCGCCGGGCAGUGUUGCGCGCGGACAAGUAUGUGGGGGGAGACAUGAAGGUCCUGCGGGCGGACAUCCCCCAGCAGCCAAUGGGCAUCAUCGCUGUGGCAAACGACACCAAUAGCUGUGACUUCUCCCCAUGCAAAGUUAAUAACGGUGGCUGUCAGGACCUGUGCUUGCUGAGUGCGGACGGUCGCGUUAACUGCACCUGUCGCGGAGAACGCGUGCUGAUGGAUGACACCACGUGUAGCGCUCUGAACUCAACCUGCAGCAGCGCGGAUGAGUUUGAGUGUGGGAAUGGCGACUGCAUCCUCUACAGCCAGACUUGUGACGGUGUGGCGCACUGCAAAGACAAGUCUGAUGAGAAGCAGUCAUACUGCUCCACCCGCAAGUGCAAGAAAGGUUUCAGACGAUGCAUCAACGGCCACUGUGUUGCCUACAACAACUGGUGCAACGGCAUGGAUAACUGUGGAGACAACUCGGACGAGCUGCCCUGCAACAAGACGCUGUGUGCCACGGAGGAGUUCCAGUGCCGCGAUGGCAGCUGCAUCACCAACUCGAGCCGAUGUAACCAGGCCAUCGACUGCGAGGACGCCAGCGACGAGAUGAACUGCACUGCGACUGACUGUAGCAACUACUUCCGUCUGGGUGUGAAAGGGGUGACAUUUCAGCGGUGUGAGCAGACCACGCUGUGCUACGCGUCCACCUGGGUGUGUGACGGGUCCAACGACUGCGGGGACAACUCUGAUGAGAGGAACUGUCCAGUUAUCUUAGAUAAAAAGAAGCUGAAGUGUCCAGUGAAUUUCUUUGCCUGCCCCAGCGGACGGUGUAUCCCAAUGAGCUGGACGUGUGACAAGGAGAAUGACUGCGAGAACGGCGCCGAUGAAAGCCAUUGCGACAAAUUCUGCAGUUCGGUCCAGUUCGAGUGCAGUAACCACCGCUGUAUCUCCAACCGCUGGCUGUGCGACGGGGCUGAUGACUGUGGAGACGGCUCUGAUGAAGACAGCAGAUGCAAGACGAAGACGUGCAGCCCAGAUUCGUUCCAGUGCCCGGACUCCCACAUGUGUGUCCCCCAGCGUUGGAAGUGCGACGGGGACCGCGACUGUCCUGAUGGCUCAGACGAGAGUGUCAAGGCUGGAUGCGUUUACAACAACACGUGUGGAGAAGGGGAGUUCAUGUGCCAGAAUAGGCAGUGCAUUCCCAAGCACUUUGUCUGCGACCACGACAACGACUGUGGGGAUGGAUCUGAUGAGUCCAAAGAAUGUGAUUAUCCAACAUGUGGGCCUAACGAGUUCCGCUGUGCCAAUGGGCGCUGCCUGAUCCAAAGCCAGUGGGAGUGCGAUGGAGAGUUCGACUGUCACGACCAAUCGGAUGAGGCGCCCAAAAACUCCCAUUGCAUUGGAUCAGAAAAGAAAUGCAACGAUUCCUUCUUCCUUUGCAAGAACGGCAGUUGCAUCAAUGAGACCCUGCUUUGCGACAACAGCAAUGACUGCGAGGACGGCUCGGAUGAGCUCAACUGCUUCAUUAACGAGUGCCUGAUCAAGAAGCUGAGCGGCUGCACCCAGCAGUGUCUGGAUCUCAAGAUCGGCUACAAGUGUAGGUGUAAUGACGGCUUCCGUCUGAAGGAUGAUGGGAAGACGUGCGUGGAUAUUGACGAGUGCACCACCACCUACCCCUGCACCCAGCGCUGCGUCAACACCUACGGCAGCUUCAAGUGUCUAUGCGUGGAGGGCUUCGAGCUCAAAGCAAGUGACCCCACCAUCUGCAAGUCCACCGCAGAGGAGGAGCCUUUCCUGAUCUUUGCCAAUCGCUACUACCUGAGGAAACUGAACCUGGAUGGCUCAAACUACACGCUGCUGAAACAGGGCCUGAACAAUGCAGUGGCUCUCGACUUCGACUAUCGGGAGCAGAUGAUCUACUGGACUGACGUCACCACUCAGGGCAGCAUGAUCAGACGCAUGCACAUCAACGGGAGCGACGUGCAGGUUCUGCACCGCACCAGUCUGAGUAACCCGGACGGGCUGGCAGUGGACUGGGUCGCUGGGAACCUCUACUGGUGUGACAAGGGCAGAGACACCAUCGAGGUGUCGAAGCUGAACGGGGCAUACCGGACCGUGCUGGUGAACACAGGGCUGAGGGAGCCCAGGGCGGUGGCCGUCGACGUGAGAAACGGGUAUUUGUACUGGUCGGACUGGGGAGAUCAGCCACACAUUGGCCGGAUUGGCAUGGAUGGCACAAACAGGAGCAACAUUGUGGACAGCAAGAUCACCUGGCCCAACGGCCUCACUCUGGACUUCAUCAACGACAGGAUCUACUGGGCCGACGCCCGGGAGGAUUACAUUGAGUUUGCCAGCCUGGAUGGAACGAACCGGCACACAGUGCUGGGUCAGGACAUCCCUCACAUCUUCGCUAUGACCCUGUUUGAGGAAUACAUCUACUGGACGGACUGGGAGACCAAGUCUAUCAACCGAGCACACAAGACCAUGGGCAAGAACAAGAGCAUGCUGAUCAGCACGCUGCAUCGGCCCAUGGAUAUACACAUCUUCCACCCGUCCCGACAGCCAGGGGUGCCUCACCACCCCUGCCAGACUGAUAACGGUGGCUGCUCGAACCUGUGCCUCCUGUCGCCAGGAGGGGGUUUUAAGUGUGCCUGUCCCACCAAUUUCUACCUGGCUGCCGAUGGCAGGACCUGCAUGUCCAACUGCACAGCCAGCCAGUUCGUGUGCAAGAACGACAAGUGCAUCCCGUUCUGGUGGAAGUGUGACACAGAAGACGACUGUGGGGACCGAUCGGACGAGCCCGAGGAUUGCCCCGAAUUCAAAUGCCGACCGGGACAGUUCCAGUGCGGAACAGGGAUCUGCACCAACCCUGCCUACAUCUGCGAUGGGGACAAUGACUGCCAGGACAGCUCGGACGAAGCCAACUGCGAUAUCCACGUGUGCCUGCCCAGCCAGUUCAAAUGCACCCACCCCAGCCGCUGUAUCCCGGGAAUAUUUCGCUGCAACGGGCAGGACAACUGCGGAGAGGGCGAGGAUGAGAAGGACUGCCCGGAGGUGACGUGUGCCCCCAGUCAGUUCCAGUGCUCCAUCACCAAGCGCUGUAUCCCCCGGGUGUGGGUCUGUGACCGGGACAAUGACUGUGUGGACGGCUCGGACGAGCCCGCCAACUGCACUCAGAUGACGUGCGGUAUGGACGAGUUCCGCUGCAAAGACUCAGGGCGCUGCAUUCCUGCACGCUGGAAAUGCGACGGGGAGGACGACUGCGGAGACGGGUCGGACGAGCCCAAAGAGGAGUGCGACGAGCGGACGUGUGAGCCUUACCAGUUCAGAUGCAAGAAUAACCGCUGUGUGCCGGGGCGCUGGCAGUGUGACUACGACAACGACUGCGGGGACAACUCUGACGAGGAGGGGUGCACUCCCCGGCCCUGUUCAGAGAGCGAGUUCUCUUGUGCCAAUGGGCGCUGCAUUGCGGGCAGAUGGAGAUGCGAUGGGGACCAUGACUGUGCCGACGGCUCUGAUGAGAAAGACUGCACAGUGCGGUGUGAGAGCGACCAGUUCCAGUGCAAGAGCGGGCACUGCAUCCCUCACCGCUGGCUCUGCGACGGUGACGCUGACUGCUUGGACGGGAGCGACGAGGAGAAGUGUGGCACCGGAGUGGUGCGAACCUGCCGGCUGGAUGAGUUCCAGUGCAACAACACGCUGUGCAAACCUCUCGCCUGGAAGUGUGACGGGGAGGACGACUGCGGGGAUAACUCUGACGAGAACCAAGAGCAGUGCAUGAAGUUCCUGUGCCCCCCCAACAGACCCUUCCGUUGCCAUAACGACCGGGUGUGCCUGUGGAUUGGGCGGCAAUGCGACGGCAUUGACAACUGCGGAGAUGGCACUGAUGAGGCCAACUGCGAAGCUCACACUCAGAAGCCUCGCUGUGGUAAGGACGAGUUCCAGUGUGGUAAUGGGAAGUGCAUCAGCGCCGCUCUGCUCUGCAACCACUUCGAUGACUGCGGGGACGGGUCCUCUGACGAGCAGAACUGCCGCAAAGAAGGCAAUUGCGGGACUGACAAGUCAAUCUGUGGAGAUGGUGCUGAGGCGGAGUGCAUCCACAAUAAUUCUGCAGUGUUCUGCACCUGCAAGCUGGGAUUCCACCUGAACAGCGUCAAUCAGUGUGCAGAUGUAGACGAGUGUAAGGUUUUCGGUACCUGCUCCCAGCUCUGUAACAACACCAAGGGCUCCCAUGUGUGCAGCUGUGCCAAGAACUACAUGAAAAUGCACCACACCUGCAAGGCCGAAGGAUCGGAGCACCAGGUGCUGUUCAUCGCAGAUGAUAACGAGAUCCGCAGCAUUCACCCCUUCAACCCCAACUCUGCCUACGAGCAAGCCUUCCGAGGAGACGAGAACGUGCGCAUCGACGCCAUGGAUAUCUAUGUCAAGGGCAACAAGAUCUUCUGGACAAACUGGCACACUGGCAAGAUCUCCUACCGAGAGCUGCACGCCACGUCCGGCACCAACUCCAACCGCAACAGGCGGCAGAUCGAUGGCACGGCCACCGACCUCAGUAUCCCGGGGUUGAAGAUGCCUCGUGGCAUUGCGGUGGACUGGGUUGCUGGGAACAUC